Molecule: messenger RNA, 1493 nt
Organism: Physella acuta
Lineage: Eukaryota; Metazoa; Mollusca; Gastropoda; Physidae
Source: RefSeq, a predicted model, not a curated record
AUGGGAGACCACUGGGUCUAUACAACAUGGCUUCUGGUGAAGGAGGCGUGUCUCCACCACUGGAAGAGAGCUGGGCUUGUGGCCCUGGCCGCGUGCCUGCUGGGGCUGGUGUACGCCUACCUGACGUUGGCCAACAGGACGGUGGCCACGACGUGUGAGCUGGUCAGGGCCAACAGCCUGGCCAUCCCCGACACGUGCCCGUGGCAGAUGGUCAUCUCAGACCUGGCGCACAGGCUACGUCUGCAGGAGAUGGCAUUCAAAGAGCAGGUCGUCGCCAGGGAGGUCAUGGCAGCAGAAGUCAACAACCAAUCAUAUUCCAACCUAGAAGUGGAGAAAAAACUGGCCAACUUUACGAUGACCAUCAAGCUACUGGCCAACAAAAUCGACCACCUCAAUGGUCAGCUGGCCGAUGUGGCCUCACGACUCUACUCUGACGAAUGUCUCGGCUUCCUGGUGCUUGUCUACAUCACCGUCCAGAUCAUUCUGGCCGUCCGGGCACGACUCAACGUCCGGCAGGGCCUCGACUUGAGCCAACUGACCAGCUCUUCACUGCCCAAGUCGGCAUCCAGUACGAGCAUCAACCUCGCGCAGCAUCCGGUGAAGCCCAACGUGUCCUUCAGGCAGGACUUGUGUGUGAUCGCCCUGAACAAGAACACUUGGAAGCAGAACUCGGCCCUCUCAGACUCGCUGCUCAGGUGUCUGGCCGACGAGCUGCAACUUCCGGUCAAGCCGUUCCACGUCAUCGAGUCCCAGGAGCUUCUCAGUAGCUGCCCGAGGGCUAAGGUCUACAUCGUCGUGCUCGAUUUAAAUCACGUCUGCAAAAACGGCGGGAGCGAGGUCAAGGGCGAUGAACGCUCCAGUAACGCUGUACUUCUGGAGUCAUUGCAUCAGUUCAAGUGUUUUGGAGGUCAAGUGAUACUGGUGCUCUCCAACGAAGAAGAGUCCCAAAGGCUGCCGGCCCAGAGCCUGUACAAUAGCUCGGUGCCGCUGGUGCGCUCAUGUGACGUGUUACAGGAGCUGGCGUCUAAUGGCAAGGUGCUGAGUGUGUGGCGGGAGUUGUCGCCCUACCAGCUCUCCCACGUCAAAAAACUGAUCCGUUCUCUUCUGGGCACUAAAGGAUAAUCACGUCAUGUUUAAACGGUUGGGUUAAUCACGUCAUUUUGAAAGUUGGGUUAAUCACGUCAUUUUGAAAGUUGGGUUAAUCUCGUCAUUUUGAAAGUUGGGUUAAUCACGUCAUUUUGGAAGGGUUGGGUUGAUGACGUCAUUUUGGAAGUGUUGGGUUAUUUCACGUCAUUUUGGAAGGGUUGAGUUUCUCAUUCAUUUACCGAAUACACUUUUUCUAGGUAGACGACCAAACUAUUUCUUAUGGUCUAAUUUAGGUUUAAUGAAAGUAAAGUACUUGUUAGCCUACACAUUGCUCAUCUUAAUAUCAUAAUCCAACUUGUUGGUGCUUGAAGGGUUUUAUGAUCCUGAGUUUCAUUUUACAAACAAGA